Macrosteles quadrilineatus (aster leafhopper) is the source of this 2871-nucleotide messenger RNA. RefSeq lists its product as uncharacterized. The transcript is spliced from 2 exons. NCBI's taxonomy places the organism in Eukaryota, Metazoa, Arthropoda, Insecta, Hemiptera, Cicadellidae. The coding region runs from base 1 to 2871 and encodes 956 amino acids. The record is from RefSeq and is a predicted model, not a curated record. Gene Ontology annotation, molecular function: nucleic acid binding. Gene Ontology annotation, biological process: DNA integration.
AUGAAGCAGGAAGAAGGUCAAGACUUCAGUGUAACUGCAGAUGUGAAUUUUGCUGUAGUGAAUGUCGAACAUGAACUGCCAAUUUUAGGACUGAACGAUUGUGUCAAUUUAGGACUCAUUAAGAGAGUGUCAUCAAUAUGUUUGAAUUUUAAGGAUAAGGAUGAUGUUUUAACCGGCUACAAGACAGCUUUUGAAGGAUUGGGACAGUUUCCAAGCACUCAUCAUAUUCAGCUUAAGGAGGGUGCUAUCCCACAAAUUCGACAAUCACGGAGAGUACCUUACAGUUUACAGGAAAAACUAAAGGAAAAGUUGGACCAACUUGAGGAAACUGGGGUGAUUCGAAAAGUUGACAAACCUACAGCAUGGGUCAAUCCUCUGGUGAUCGUGGAAAAACCCGAUAAGUCUUUGAGAAUCUGCAUAGAUCCGAUGCCAUUGAACAAGGUGGUAAUGAGAGAGCACUUUCUAAUGCCACACCCUGAUGAUAUUCUGGUAACAUUGAGUGGUUACAAAUAUUUUACUGUUUUGGAUCUUAAGGAUGGGUUUUUUCAAAUUGUUUUAGAUGAGGAGAGUCGUGAACUGUGCACAGUCAGUACCCCAUUUGGGAGAUAUCAAUUUUGUAGAUUUCCUUUUGGAAUCUGUUCGGGUCCAGAAUUGUGCCAGAAAAAUAACUACAAAUGCUUUGGAAACCUGAAGGGAGUUAACAUAGUACAUGAUGAUAUUAUUGUAGGAGGAACGACAUCGGAAGAGCAUGACGAAAAUUUAAAGAGAGUUUUGGACACAGCCCUUAAACUUGGAAUCAAGUUUAAUCCAAACAAGAUGCAAUUUAAGAAGAGCGAAGUUAAGUAUCUGGGACACAUAGUAUCGGCUGCAGGAAUCCAACCCGACCCAGAUUAUGUAAAGGCCAUAGUUGAAAUGGACCCACCCACGGACAAGAAAGGGGUAAUGCGGUUAUUGGGCAUGCUAAAGUAUUUAUCGAGGUUCAUACCGAAUUUAGCAAAAAUCACUGCACCCCUCAGAUAUUUGACAAGAAAGGAUGUGGACUUCUUAUGGACCGUAGAGCAUGAAGAUGCUCUGAAGAUUAUCAAGACAUUAAUUUCCAGUGAACCAGUUUUGGUAUACUUUGACUCUCGAAGACCUCUUGAAAUACAAACAGACGCUUCUCAAGAUGGCCUAGGAUGUUGUUUGUUGCAGAGUGGGCAGCCAGUGGCUUUCAUGUCCCGUUCAAUGACUGAUACAGAGAAGAGAUAUUCGCAAAUUGAAAAGGAAACUCUAGCUAUAGUUUUUGCUGUUGAGAAGUUUCACAGGUUUAUUUAUGGCUAUAAAGUAACAGUUCAGACUGACCACAAGCCGCUUGUAAAUAUUUUUCAACAAGAUUUGCACGUGGUACCAGGUCGGCUACAGAAAAUGAGACUAAGGUGUUUGAAUUAUGAUCUGGAAGUAAAGUACUUACCUGGUAGUAGCCAACUUAUUGCUGAUACGUUGUCAAGAGCAGCAUUAAAAUGCACAGGAAUGACAGUGUCUUCAGAAUUUCAAGUACACAGUUUAACAAGUUCAUUGCCUAUGACUGAAGAGAAGAAGAAAUUAUUCCAGCGUUACACUGAAGAGGACCAAGAAACUGCUAUCGUGAAGAGGAAUGACACAGGAAUGACAGUGUCUUCAGAAUUUCAAGUACACAGUUUAACAAGUUCAUUGCCUAUGACUGAAGAGAAGAAGAAAUUAUUCCAGCGUUACACUGAAGAGGACCAAGAAACUGCUAUCGUGAAGAGAUACUGCAAAGAAGUUUGGCCAGAAAGGAAGCAAGACACCCCAGAGAUAGUACGCCACUAUUGGAACCAAAGACAUAUGGUAUCUGAAGAAGAUGGUUUAUUGUUUUUAAAUCACAAACUGAUUGUGCCACGACAGCUACGACAGGACAUGCUUCAGCGAAUCCAUAUCGCGCAUGGAGGAAUUGAAAAGUGCAAAGCUAGGGCUCGACAGAUACUUUAUUGGCCACGAAUGGCUACAGACAUUGAAAGUUUUGUGGCUCGUUGCAGGAUAUGUGAAAGGUUUUCCAGGAGUAAUGCAAAGGAAACCCUUAUGCCGUAUCCUAUACCUACUAGACCAUGGGAGCGUAUCGGAUGUGACAUAUUUUCAUAUGGAGGAAAUGUGUACUUGGUCAUGAUGGAUGCUUACUCAAACUGGUUGGAGCUGGUUAAAAUGCCAUGUAAAUCAGCAACGUCCGUAAUAUCAGCAUGCAAAGACAUCUUCAGUAGAUUUGGCCCUCCUGAUAUAAUGGUAGCGGAUAAUGUCCCUUACAACAGUGCCCAAAUGAGGGAAUUUGCCCGUGAAUGGAAUUUUGAAAUUGUGACACGCAGUCCAGGCUAUGCACAAUCCAAAGUACAGUAUGACAAUAAGGAUUUGAAAAUGGCUUUAUUGGAGCUUAGGAACAUGCCCGUUAAGCAUCUGGGAUAUUCUCCAGCUCAGCUGAUGUUUCAACGCAGGUGUAAGACAACAAUCCCUGUUACCGAGGAACUGCUGAAACCAACGCUGAAUGAUGGAGUACAAGACAGGUUAAAUACAAGACAACAGCUGCAGAAAAAAUACUAUGAUCGGUCAGCCAAGGACUUAAGGGUUGUAAGAAAUAACGAAAGAGUUGUCUUCAGAAAUGAAGGAAGGUGGGAGCAGGGAAAGAUUGUUAAUCAAGGACCAACUCCAAGAAGUUACUGGGUAGAAGGUGAUAACGGAGCUACAUUAAGAAGAAAUCGCCGCCAUCUGAAACCAUCACUCACUCAACAAAACAAUUCCCAGUCAGUUCCAAGGCAAGACGAGCCAGUACAACUAAGACCGCGUAGAGAAAUCAAGCUACCAUCAAGAUUUCAGAAUACAAUAUAA